Molecule: messenger RNA, 5968 nt
Organism: Synchiropus splendidus (mandarinfish)
Lineage: Eukaryota; Metazoa; Chordata; Actinopteri; Syngnathiformes; Callionymidae
Gene: atn1
Product: atrophin 1
Exons: 10
Coding region: 266-5407 (1713 amino acids)
Cellular component (GO): nucleus
Molecular function (GO): transcription corepressor activity
Source: RefSeq, a predicted model, not a curated record
GGAGCGGGGACGCAUCAAUUUGUACAGUCUUCACCCUGCACCGAGCAGAAAGCGCUUCUUCUUCUCCUGCGUUAUUGUUAUGAUCGGCGCAACAUGAGCCCGCCGCCGGUGACAGCCUCCCGGACUCGUGCGUGGCCGCUCGCGACCUGAGGGAGCACGCGUCGCUGGAUGUUGUAGGUUCAGGUCCUUCUGAUGUUGUAACGAGAAGCCAGUUCAGUCUUUUCAGUGGCUCGUGCGGUAAAAUGGACUCAGCCGAGAAGAAGUAAUGAAAACACGGACACACAAAGAAUCGAUGCCGAUGCGCAGCGGGAGGCGGCGAGGGGCAAGCGAAGAGAGGCGGGGCCGGCGGCCGCAUGCCAGCCCAAGUCGCCCGGAACGCAAUGAUAGACAGACGCAAAGGGGUGCUGGCGAGGAAUUGGCUGGAAACCGCUUCAGUCGCAGAUCACAAGGCCAUGAUUCAUCUGAAAGUGAGGGGGAGGAACUUGUCUCUCCUCCAAAGAGACAGAAAGUUCAGGAUUCCACUGGGACUCCGAACCCUCCCACAUCCACACACUCCACAGACAGCCUGGCUCCGGCGACCGUUCCACCUCAAACCUCGGCUGCCAAUCAAUCACGGGAAAGUGACAAUGAAGACGGCCAGUCACAGGGUAGCAGGAGUUCUGCUGUUGGGAGCCUGGCCAAUAGUAGCAGCAGUAUAAGCAGUGGGCGGGACAUAGACCAGGACAAUCGCUCCUCAUCACCUAGCCUCUCGGCUUCCCCGCUGGGUAGCCUGGACUCCGAUUCUGAUGGUCCCGACUCUCCAAAGCAAGUAGAGAGGGAAAAGGGAAAAGAAGGAGGAGCAGGGAAAAUAGCUGAGGAGAACAGACGGACUCCGCGAGAGGGAAGGGAGGAUUCCAGUGGCGAUGGAGAAAAGCCGGACAUGGAUGCACGCAUGGAGGAUCGUCCAGCACUUAAACCGCCCUCCACCGCCGGCUCCUCUGCUGGUCUCAACCCUACUUUAUGUGGGGCAGGGGAUCUGUCUAAUGACGGCUCUGGUGGGAGAAAAUAUUUUCCUCUGGACUCCAAAAUAAUGUGCAAGGUGGAAUACAGUGGACCGACAGGUGUUGAUGGUGCACUUUGUGGCAAUAGAAUGAAUUCCAAAGCUAGCACACAGUGUGUGACCAAGACAGCAAUGUCAAGUGGAGACUUUCCACAUAAUAGCUCCAGCAUUCCCCACUCCUUGCCCCCACCUCUUCCCCCUCCUCCUGCCCUAAAGCCCUUGGAGCUUGGAGGACAAAACAUGCCUAUUGAGGUUAAGUCCGAAAGAGACAAAAUAGAAAAGCCAGAUAAACUCCUUGACAAGGCUCGGUCAACUCCCCCCUCGCUGCUGCCCCAAACUGGCUCCCAAACACAGUCACAGCAUCAGCCCCAACCCACUACUCACCCGCACCACUACAGCUCCACCAGCUGGCAGGGUGGUACACCCGCUGGUUGCCAAGGGAGCUGGGGCUACUCCCGUUACCCUGGAAACCACCACACUCACCAGCACCAACCCCCUGUGCAGCAGCAGCAACUUCCCUCGGUUUACAACCCUCCAUCCUCUCGCCACACCUCACACACCUAUCUUCCCCAUUCUCACCCUCAUCGGGAGUACCUUCCCAGAUAUACUGGUGGGGUUGGGGGCGGAGACAGGGGAAAUGCAGGUGAAAGGGAGAGAGGUGAGCGUGCGGAGUGUGGUGCGACAAACAGGGAAUUUUCUGCUCCCAACAAUAUCAGUGGAGCUAACAGUAAUAGUGGCUGUGGUGGACUUGGAGGACCAAACAACAUCCAAGGGAGAGACUUUGGUGCUCUGCCUGUGGGUCACAAUCGGGAGUUCCAUGGUUCGGCCAGAGACGGACCAAAUAAUAUGGGCCCAGAAAGAACCGAAAGAAGAGACUUUGUUCCCUCUUUUAGAGACAGGGAACGAAACAGAGAAAGAGACCGAGAUGGUGGGGCAGAGUUAAGUGUACAGAACCAAAAUCAGACCAGAGACUUUGGACCUAGUGGACCUGGAGGAACCCAUCCAAGAGACAAGGACAGUGGUAGGUGGGGUGAUUUUGGAGGCCCUACAAGAGAGGUUCUGGGCAACACUCUAAAUGAUAACUCUAUUACACAAGGGAACUCCCAAAGUUCUAACAAUGGACUACCUGGUAACCCAAUGCUUAAUAGAGACACACCUGCAUCCCCCCAAAACAAUACCAGCCACACUUCCAUUUCCUCUCUUCCACCGCAUUCCCAUGCUCGUCCUCCAAAUUCAGCAAACCGGGACUUUCCCACUCCCGUUGACCAGACACAAGCACCCUCCACUGGGCCCCCUGUUGACUCGUUUCACAAAGACUAUUCUCCUUCUGUGGGAAAGGAUUUUCCCCCUGGGCCAUCCCCAGUCAGUGGCACGAAUCGGGAGUACCUCAGUCCACCAGUGGUCACCUCAAACCUUGGACGAGAAUAUUCAGGGCCUGGGGGACCACAGCAUCUUCACCCAACUCACCCUCACUACCAAUCCGGCCCUCGAGAUAGAGAGAGGGACCAGAAUCUGCGUGAUGCAGCAUUAUACCAAAACCGUGGAGGCACUGGUCAACCUCCUGCACUUUCUCCAUCCUCAAGUGCAAGUCACCAUGGUCACCCUCCGAGCGCUCCUUAUCCCCCUCCACAACCACAGCCUCCUCUUGGCUCUCCUCAAACCUCUCAUGGUCAGUUGCCUCCCCCAGCUUUGGCGUCUAACGCACGCCCCUCGCACUUCCAGUCCUCCACCCAUACUCCUCCAACACCACCAUCACCAUUACCAAGCCCUUCUACGAACCAGAUGGGAGGAUUCUCACCCUUUCCUGCGGGAUCCACUGCACCAAACAUGCCUCACUCUGGUCCCAGUGUAUCGUCGAGCUGCUCUCCGGGAUGCCGCCCUCCUCCAUUGCAUGGCACUUUGAACAGCCACUCUCCUUUUAGUGGAACCUAUCACUCCUCUAAUGGGAACAGCGGGAGCAACCUGGUCAACAGCAAUAGCAGCACUAGCACAACCAAUAGCAAUACCAGCUCACAAUCACUCUCCCCUCAGAAUAUAGCAAAGGGGCCCCAAAUCCUUAGUAACAACAGCAGCUCAAACCCUGCAGCUGGUCCUCCACUUUCUGGGGGAGAUGGCCAUUCAGAUUCGACUCCAACUCCUACAGCGGUCAUCAAGGAGGAACCGAUUGAAGACAGAGAAGAGAUAGAAAGUCCUCCUCUUGUGUUGAGAAGCCCGUCACCUGAACCCAAGCCGGUGGACAUUCCCAUCCAUGCCAGCCAAUCAGCGAGGUUUCACAAGGUCCUUGACCGUGGAAGUGGGAAUUCCUGUGCCCGGAGCGAUGUGCUCUUUGUUCCCUUGGAUGGUUCUAAGCUGUGGAAGAAAAGGAAUGAGGUGAUAGAGAGAGCCCGCAGAGAAGUGGAGCAGCGAGCCAGAGAUUUGAGGGAAAAAGAAAGAGAGCGAGAAAGAGAGCGAGAGCGAGAGAGGGAACUGGACCGACAACUACAGCAACAAAAGGACGUCAGCGCUGCUGCUGGCAGUCGCCAACCCUCUUCGCUCUUCUUCCCCUCCUCAUCUUCAAUCAUGCUUGACCCUUCGUCAUCAGCCUCGGCUUGUCCAGUUAACCCCUCUGGUCACCACCCACCUCACCACCAGCAUCAUCCAUCUCAUCCACAUGCACACCUUGCACAAGCACACCCUCUCCACCCAGCCAUAUCUCAAUCAAUCCCCCAUUCCCUGCUUCUGCCGUCCAUGGCGGGAGCAUCAGCAGUGGUUGGAGGCCCUCAGGGUGCCCUGGGAAUUGGUAUAGGAGGUCCUUAUCUAGGCCCUGAUACCCCGGCCCUGAGAACCCUGAGCGAAUACGCUCGUCCACAUGCCAUGUCUCCGCUUGGAGCAGCAAGUCGUGCCCAAGCCCACCACCAUCCUGUUCACCAUGGUCACCCUCAUGUUCACCCCUCAUUCUUCCUUCCUCAGUUCCAAAAUCAUGCCCUUGCUCACCCACAUCACCUGCCCACUGAUGCUGCGACUGCUGCGGCCAUCUUGGGCUUUUUGUACGGUGGCAGUCUUGAAGGUGGCCCAGGUGUUGGGGGGCAUCCUGGGGUAGCAGGAGGGCCAGUACCUGGGGGAAUGGGUGGAGCUGGUUUAGGAGGAGUCAGCUUCCCUCAUGCAGUAUCUGCACACAGAGAUAGACUGAAACCUGGGUUUGAGUUUAAGAGUGAUGAACGGAUUUACCCACCAGGGUCCAUCCAUGAUCCAGCGGCUCUUGCCCUUGCACACUCUCAUUCUCAUGCCCAUGCUAAUGCCCAUGCACAUGCACACUCCCUGCUACUUGGGGGAGGUGCAGCAGGAGCUAAUGAGGUUUCAAUCUAUUGCACUCCUCCUCCAGCUCCUCCUGGCCCACCACAUCUCCAGAACCCAAACCUAGCCCCAGUGACUCGACCUCCUAACCCCCCUGCCCCUCAGUCCCUGUCUAAUCCACCUUCUGCGUCUCUCCUACCCCCUUCCCUCCCCUCUCACCCUUCAUCAGUGCCACCCGCUGCCCAAAGUGCCCCGACUGCUCCCCCUCCAGCACCUCCACCAGCUCCCCCUCCUCCCGCUCCACCAACCACAAACGCCACUUCUCUUCAUCACCCGGUUCCCCAUUCUUCCUUCCCUAGUUCCCUGCCCUCUCAUCUGCCACCAGCCACCGCUCCAGCAGCCUCCUCAGAGACUUACCCCGCUCCCACUCGCUCCCCUGCUUCCUAUGAGAGAGACAGAAGCACUGAGCGAGAACGAGAAAGGGAGCGAGAAAGAACUGCCUUGCCAGCCUUUGGGGAACGAGAGCGCGAAAGAGAGAGGGAGCGUGAGAGGGGAGGAAAUGGAGGAGGUGCAGGAGGAGGAAAUGCCGGAGGAACAGGUGGAGCAAGUGGAGGAGAGAAUGUUGGGCGUCUCCAGAUGUUAAACGUGACGCCCCAUCAUCACCAGCAUUCACACAUCCACUCACAUCUCCACCUGCACCAGCAAGACACAGCGGCGGGCGGGGUUCACCCCCUGAUGGACCCGUUGACGUCGGGCUCCCCUUUGGCUCGCCUCCCGUACCCAGCAGCCACAAUAGGAACCCCGAUCCUGGCACACCCCCUCACUGACAGCGAGGUGCUUCGCCAGCAGCUGUUCGGUGAGGAGAAGGCUCCUCGUCCAUGUGCUCCCUUCCGUGACCUGCCUCAACCGUCCUCCCUCACUGGUCCCAUGUCAGCAGCCCAUCAGCUCCAGGCCAUGCAGCAGGCCCAGAGCGCAGAGCUGCAGAUCCAAAGACUGGCCCUGGAACAGCAGUGGAUCCAUCACCACCACCACCACUCCCUCACCCAGGAUGAGUACUACAGUCACCUGAAGAAGGAGAGCGACAAGACUCUGUGAGGGAGCGACAGCAGCAGCGAGGAGAGCCGGGAGCGAGAAACGUUGCACUGAAAACAAAGAUGGAGCAGAGACUCUUAAAGCAAGAGUGGAGGAAGAUGGCGAGCAGGAGGAACAAUGUUGCACACUGUGGAAGCGGGACUGGGCUUCCUGCCUGGCGUCCUCACACUCCAGCGCUGUGUUGUGUCGUCGUAGAUGGUCAAGUACAGUCCGUGUAAAAUACUCGACGCCGGAAGGAAUGUGUACAUCUUUUCUGUCUUUGCAUGUAGCUAGCCGCUUCUUCUCAUCUGGUGGAACUUUUGAUUUUAGUGAGGAGGCCCUCCUUCGUACCUGGGCAUUGUAUAUGCAUGAGAUAAUGUUUUCAACCAACAGUAUCGUUCUUAUGAUCACCGUCGUCCGUCUGUUGAUAAUGAUAUAAUUAUAUAUACAGUAAAAUAUUAUUUGUAUUAUUUUUUUACAUUUUCAUGGUAUUGCAGUCUGUUUUUAUCGUUUAUUUUCCACUUGUGAAACAAACUAAAAGGAGGAGGGAAAAAAAUAAUCUGGAAAUAAAUUAUAAUCCUUUUU